GCGAUUCGGUCGGUUUGGUAGGAUUUCACCGGGACAACGCAUGUUGGUUUGUUUGUGUAAAGUAGAAUAGUUACAGUGGUGUAAUUACAGGCAAAAUUCUGCAGUGCGAUUUUCGGAUUUGAUGUGUUGAUGUUUUGUGGGAAUAUAGCAAUAUCCACCAUGUUUAAAGUAGUGCAAUUGAGAUGUUUGAAGCAUAAUUAAUUUCAAAAUAAGUGUUAUGUGUAUACACAAUCACAACGAAUGAAUUGUCAAAUCAUUCAACAGAUAAAAAAAAUUCAUAGAAAAGUGUAAUCAAAGUGCUCCUGUACUGACAUAAACAAAUUUCCCCAAGGCAUGGAUACUCGUUUUCAAGGAUCGAAAGCGAGCGGGGCCGGAAAUCCGGUGCGCGACUCAAGCUGCUAGGAACGGAAGACAAAGCGGUACAACGACAGACGACCAUUUGUAACACACUGAAUUGUGUAGUGUGAUAAAUAGUGCGGCGCCGGAGCGAAGUGUACACAAAACACUUUGAUGACAUCACGUUCCAUCAGUAAGAGGAUUCCUCAGAAAGCUCCAGAAAAUCCGACGAUCAGCGGACCCCGACCAUGAAAGUGUACGGAACGGCAGCUGACCGAGUAAAUCGAUUACUCUUCCAGCUGGAUUGGAUAUAGGCGAGUUGGUGGUCGUUAAUGUCGACGAGUGAGCUGCCCGUGCUGGUUGAACAAUCCUUUCCCCCGUUCCUGCGUAUGCGGGUGGUACACCGGACACCGUGUGCCCCGGCGAAAGCGGCGAGAGGUGUGGUGGAGUGAACAAGAAAACAGUGAUUGUGUGAUAACAAGUUCCGGCAUUCGGUGGAUCCGUGCAGUUUUCUGUAUUUUCGCAGUUUGAAGUCAGAGUUCCCGAGAUGGACAACGUCGGUGGUGUAUGGGGUAAUUGAAGCUGUUGCCAGUUGUCAGUAGUGAAAGGGAAGCAAAACGGAAGCGAUAACUAGUGACUGUUGUCGGCAAAAAAGCGGGGUCGGAACGAAGAGUGGGUGUGGUGAUGCGUGUCUGUGUCACAAUAUUUAUCUAGUAAUUUGAGACUGUGAAGAUAUUCCAAGAGAGAGGGUGUAGUGCGUGAUGUUGGUGAGGGUGGGGUUUGGUGUUGUUGACAGUGGCGUCUAAACGGCGUUUAUAGUGGCGGACACCGCCAAGAGUUGCUCUACAUUCUGUCAUUAGACGAAGGAAGACUUUCAGCAAACGCAGUCAGUGUUUCUUGUAUAGGGGAUCCCGACGAAACAUAAUUGAUUCGGGGAAGCAGUGUAACCCAAAACGAGAAAAGCUAUCAAUCAAUCAUUGAAAGCGAUGGCAAUAACGACGGCUUCUCCGGAGCUUAGAUCCGGCAGGGUGGAGCUGAUACCCACGAAGGCAAUGGCCGCUUAUGAGGUUAUCAGCACGACUAUUAACGAAACGCUAAGCGGUGUCGAAUUGGAACCAAACAGUACCGGACAAGCAGUGGCCUCGAGCGAUAUCGUUAUAUCUAACAAGUAUGUUCAGAUGGUGUUCUGCAUACUGUAUUCCAGUAUAUUCAUUCUUGGAAUAUUCGGAAAUGUUCUAGUGUGCUACGUGGUCUUUCGAAACAAGGCCAUGCAAUCUGUGACAAACCUGUUUAUCACAAAUCUAGCGCUUUCGGAUAUUCUCCUGUGUGUGCUAGCCGUUCCGUUUACUCCUUUGUACACAUUCCUUGGUCAGUGGGUUUUUGGAGCACUCAUUUGCCACACUGUCCCGUUGGCACAAGGCUGCAGUGUGUACAUAUCGACCCUUACCUUGACCUCCAUAGCGAUAGAUAGAUUCUUUGUGAUAAUUUUCCCUUUUCAUCCUCGAAUGAAAUUAUCAACCUGUAUCACGAUCAUCAUAACCAUAUGGAUUUUCUCCUUGAUGCUGACCCUUCCGUACGGUUGGUAUAUGCGGCUUCACGACGACACGAAUAGUUCUAUUGUGAAUCAUACGCUACACGAAGGUCAUCCAUUGUAUUGCGAAGAAAUGUGGCCUACGGAGAAUUUACGAAUGAUUUUCUCGACAGUCACCUCAAUCCAACAGUUCGGUCUACCAUUCUUCAUAAUGGCCUUUUGCUACAUAUCGGUGUCAAUUAGACUGAAUGAUAGAGCCCGUACAAAGCCUGGUACGAAAACCACCCGACGUGAGGAAGCCGAACGGGAUCGUAAAAAGCGCACCAAUCGGAUGCUGAUAGCCAUGGUCGCCAUAUUCGGUAUUUCUUGGCUUCCUCUGAACCUCGUCAACAUAUGCAACGACUUUUACUCGAGCAUCAACUCGUGGCCCUUCUACAAUCUGCUGUUUUUCAUCGCCCAUCUUACAGCCAUGAGUUCAACCUGCUACAAUCCGUUUCUGUACGCAUGGCUAAACGAAAACUUUCGUAAGGAGUUCAAACAGGUCCUACCCUGCUUUGACCCGUCCCGCGGUCGCAGCGCUGUCAGUAUGCGGCGUUCGGAGCACCGUAACUGCAAUGGAAACAACGACACCGUUCAGGAAACUCUUAUUCCCAACGCCCAAAUGUUGGCUCCAUUGGCGAGUCGUUCACCCAAUACCACGACUACAACGACCACAACUAGCGAGUCCGCCAAACAAACCGUGGACUCAAUCCUGCUCUCCGAGAUCGUACCACCGGCGAUGUUGACACAUAGUCCACCCUUGCUGCCCUCGAUUCAGAAUCAGGAAACUAUUCUUCUUCCUUCCGGUGUCCUUGAGACUCCCUUCGAGGUACUAUUACCGGGUGAUGCUGGCAGCAAAGCACCUCAGUUACCUACAGCUACCAACGGCGUGGGAAAUGGAGGUCUCACAUUGGGUGUUUCUACGGCGAAUAAUCUUCGGAGUAGCAGCAAUCCGAAGCUGCAAUCGCUAAUACUGAUCAACGACGGUACCUGCGGGGAUACCAAACUGCCCGAAAUACUCUAGACUGAGGAUUAGGUUGAGCUAGAAGUACCUAUUUUAAACUACCAACUAGGAGCGUGAAUCGUGCAGGCGAGCGUGCGUGUGUGUGAUUUUGAGAUUUGAUCUCGCCAAGCAUAGUUCGAAAAUCAACGAAAUCUACAAACUUCACGACCUUCUACUUCUGGGCCCGAGGCAGAAGGUCAGGUUUGAAUUGAUUGUUUACCGUGCGAGCUGUCAUCAUCAUCUUCGUUAUUAGUUUACUAUUCGUUUUUUUGGUUCAACAAUAAUAUUCCUAGAACAAAUCAAUGAAGAUAGACUAGCCCGAGCGGAGUGAGCAAGACGCGACAGAGAUCAAUUACAUACCUCGAUAGGAGAAAGUAGCGGUGUAAGCACCCGUAAUAAAAUUAUUUCGUUUUCAGUCAUCCUACCUAGUUUAAUAAAUUGUACAAAGAUAUUAUGUAUAGGAACAAGUACUGCUAUAAGCUGAUACACUUUGCUUGACUGAACAAAUUAGCGUGUAAAAAGGUGUUAUCGAUGGUAAAUGCAAUGUUGACUAAGUUCCCACGAUUGAAUUUAUGUGAAACAUGAAUCUUUUAGCAAGGAAGAAGUUGUUUACUGUUAAAAAUUACUGCAAAGUCCGAAUGUGUUAAUAUGUGAAAUAAUAACGUUGAACAAGACAUUUAAUCACCUAAUACGUAUGUAAAAUGAUUGUUAAACUUAGAUGAUGAGAAAUUUUAGCAUUCAAAUCCAAAAUGCCAAACUGAAGAAGCUGUGUGGGUGGAUGGACAAUGCAUUUAUUGUUAGAAAUAAUUCACACAAAGCGAUGGAAACCAAAUACUAUCCAUCAAGUUCAAAACUGUUUCGGUCACAGACGAAAAAUGUUUUUAAAACUAUGCAGUUCAAUUUUCACCCGGAUCUCAAUUAUAGUUUUACAAUUGGAAUACCCAAAAUGAAAAAAGUUAUCCCCUAUACAAUAUGUAUAUACCCUAAUUGAACAAGGCUUGUUUGAAAUAGAUUGCGAAACGUGAAAAACUACUACAGAAUGGUUUGAAAAACAACGCCCCCAGAGCUGAUUGGUAACACUUUGAUGCCUACGGAACGAGCGCGGUGAGGAGUAAUAAAUUUGAUUUAUUGAGAGCCAA
Messenger RNA from Topomyia yanbarensis, 4048 nucleotides. It is a transcript of the gene sNPF-R, whose product is annotated as prolactin-releasing peptide receptor. The transcript is spliced from 4 exons. Gene Ontology annotation, molecular function: neuropeptide Y receptor activity; neuropeptide binding. The coding region runs from base 1323 to 2930 and encodes 535 amino acids. Gene Ontology annotation, cellular component: neuron projection; plasma membrane. Gene Ontology annotation, biological process: G protein-coupled receptor signaling pathway. Lineage: Eukaryota; Metazoa; Arthropoda; Insecta; Diptera; Culicidae. The record is from RefSeq and is a predicted model, not a curated record.